AGUCGCAUUUUAUGUAUCUGUUUUAUUAUCUAAAACGUGAAACUAAAUAUAUCAGCAUGGUAUCGCGAACUAUAACGUCAAAUUUCCUAUCCCAUAUUCGACUUUUUUCAGUUAGGCCUGAAUAUAAAAAGCCCCCAAAAAUGAUACGUGUUAAGUUACGUCCAUUUAUGAAAGAAGACAUUCCUGAUGUAGUCAAAAUAGCUACUCAAAGUACAUUUCAAUAUUGCUCUGAAAGUCUGGAAUCAUGGAGUAAACACGAUCCGGAAGGGAUAAAGGUUGCUGUUUUAGAUUCAGGAAAAGUCAUCGGGCUUUGUGCAGCAAUUAAUCACAAUGAGAACUUUUGCUUUGGAGGAACAUUCAUUGUUCUGGAGGAAUAUCGACGGUUAGAAAUAGGCCAUCAGCUAUUCUCUGCUUGUUUCGCACAUGCGGGAAUCAGGAAUAUAGGCCUGAACUGCCCAUCCGAAAUGCUGAAUUCAUAUAAAAGGCGUGGAUUUACUGUUUUUGAAGAAUCUUUCUCUUCUUUGGAAUACGAAUGCAAAGGUAGAUUGAACGCUGAACCUUUAUCAAACCAGCUUCCUCCUGGAGUGGACCUAAUACCAUUUGAAGAGUGUUAUUUGGAUGCAAUGUCUGCCUAUGAUCGAGCUCUCAUAGGCUAUGAUAGAAAAACGAUAUUAAAGGCGCACUGCAAAGAAACCAACACAAAAACAUUAGUAGCAUUCAAAAAGGGCAUUUGUGUUGGGUUUGGUUCUGUGAAGUUGAAUGUUUCCGAAGCCGCCCGUGUCGGACCUUUAUACGCCAAUGAUCCAGCUAUAGCUGAAGUUAUGUUCAAAAGACUCGUUGAUGCGAUGCCAGAGGCCAAAGGCUUUGCAGCUGUUACUAUCAGUAAGAAUCUAGCAGCCAAUGAAAUUAUUAGAAAGUUAGGAUUACCAGUGCAUGAUAAUUUGCUUAGACUAUAUACGAAAGAAAAGAUGUUCAUCAACACAAUGAAAGUAUUCUGUCAAUUUGACGUGGAUUUUUCCCCUUUUUAAAAAUCUAUGGUGUAUUUUUAGGGCAAAAUGCAGCAAAAUGUUGUGUUCCAGAGUUAUUCGAUGUUGGUUUUGCAGCAUAUUUUCAUUAUCUAAAAGUUGGAAUCAAACGCAAAAGGUUAAUUGGUGUAAUAGUUGCCACACUGUAAGGCAUUAUUGUCACGAUGGUACUAUCUGAGAAACUUAAGCAAAAUAUGUAAAUGGAAGGAGGAGUGUGUAUUAAUGCUAAUCCGUUAUUUCCAUUUAACCUGUCUAUAAAUUG
Messenger RNA from Argiope bruennichi, 1287 nucleotides. RefSeq lists its product as uncharacterized. The record is from RefSeq and is a predicted model, not a curated record. The transcript has 4 exons. Gene Ontology annotation, molecular function: acyltransferase activity, transferring groups other than amino-acyl groups. Lineage: Eukaryota; Metazoa; Arthropoda; Arachnida; Araneae; Araneidae. The coding region runs from base 12 to 1028 and encodes 338 amino acids.